AUGGCUCCGGAGCUGGGACGCCAGGGCGCGGGAGGGCCAGAGGGCGGCGGCGGCGGCCAGGGGGCUGCCGACCGCGAGGACCCCGCCGACGCUGAGGACGUGUUCCAGUGCCCCGCCGGUGCAGCCGAAGCCCGCGCCCUCGCCCUCACCUGCGACCUGUGCCAACACCGCAUGCAGACCGUCGCCGAUCUCCUGCUGCUCACUAGCGACCCGCGGCCGGUGCGCACGGCGUCGCUGUCGGUGUUCGGGGAGAGCCUACGAGUGUGUGUGGAGGAGAUAUGUGACCUGGUGGUAUCACUGACAGAAUGCUGUGCUCAUGCUGGUUAUCUACUGGCUGUGUUGCAAGAAGGAAGUAGUCCAGAAGUCCCUGGACCUGUGGAUCGUUAUCAGUUAUGCCGGGCAGCUGCAGAAGUGGAACAUAAGACAGGACUUCUUCGAACCUACAGUCUUCACAGUGUUACUGCUCUGCAACUUACUGAUAUCUGCAUAAGUGUUACUGAGAGUGCAAAUAUAUUAAAUGACAGUUGUCUCAAAGCUGCAGAUGAAGCCCAGGAAGAUAAUGUGAGAGAGCAGUUUAGACUGUGCUUGAAAAAUAUAACAGCAACAGUAAAUACGUUUUGUGGAAGUGUUAAAUUUCUCAAGGAUAAACCCACAGACCUCAACUACAGAGCUUGUCAGGUGUUUGGUGAAGCUCUCACUACAAGUUGUAAUGCACUAGCAGUAUUUGCAACUCAAGAUCCUCAGUUAAUGGGCUCUGGAGCAAUUCUUGGUUAUGCUGGAAGAGAAACUUUGAACUCGGUACUUAGUGCUUGCAUGGGAGUUGUCUCACCAUGUGUGCUUGUAUGCUCAGUGGUAAGAGAGCUAGCUCUAAAAACAGGAUGUUCAACUGGAUCUGGCCACGUACGAGAUGAUAAGGCGGUAGUUCGAGUUCAACAAUGUCAAGCUGCAGUACUUCGAAGUUCAGUCAAAUUGGCACACGUACUUGGUAAUGGAGGCCCUCAAGACCAGCGAUGAUUUGGAAAUGUCUAAGAGUGUGACUAUUUUGUAGAAACC
Molecule: messenger RNA, 1053 nt
Organism: Gryllus bimaculatus (two-spotted cricket)
Lineage: Eukaryota; Metazoa; Arthropoda; Insecta; Orthoptera; Gryllidae
Source: the annotation of a GenBank genome assembly